Molecule: messenger RNA, 2823 nt
Organism: Closterium sp. Naga37s-1
Lineage: Eukaryota; Viridiplantae; Streptophyta; Zygnematophyceae; Desmidiales; Closteriaceae
Source: the annotation of a GenBank genome assembly
AUGGCGGGGAAGGGAAUUGACUACAGGCUAAGGGACGAGAACGUGGGAGUAAGGAAGGCGCAGACCGCCCCCAUCCAGGGCGCCUGUGUGCAGUUCUCCCUGGCGGACAUGUUAACCGCGACAAACCACUGGGCACCGCAGUGUCUCGUGGGCGACGGGUACCGCCUCAUGUACAAGGGCGUGGACCCGCGGGACGGCGUCACCAUGUGGCUCUUGAAGAUCUGUCGCGCCCGCGAGUUUGAAGAGUUUCAGGCAGAGGUGGCGAGGAUGGGCAACAAGAACCACCCCACUGUAGUAGAAGCACUGGACGACCCCUUUCCUCCCCCUUCCCCCCGCGUGCCCCGUGCCUUCCCCCCGCUUGCGCCUUGCCGUCCCCCAGGUGGCGGAGAUGGGCAGCAAGAACCACCUCACCUCCCUGUAGUAAAAGCACUGGACGACCCCUUCCCUCCCUCUCCCCCCCGCUUGCGCCUUGCCUUCCCCCAGGUGGCGGAGAUGGGAAACAAGAACCACCCCAACUUGCCGCCCCCCACCCCUGGCUUGCCUUGCCUUCCCCCAGGUGGCGGAGAUGGGCAACAAGAACCACCCCAACCUCGUGCGCCUGCUCCUCUUGCCCUCUCCCUCCCUGAAUCCCCUCCCAGCCGCCCCCCACCCCUGGCUUGCCUUGCCUUCCCCCAGGUGGCGGAGAUGGGCAACAAGAACCAUCCCAACCUGGUGCGGCUGCUGGGGUACUGUGAUGAGCGAGACAAGCAGGGGCGGUGGGAGAAGGUGGUGGUGUAUGAGUUCAUGACAGCUGGCAGCUUUCACGACAUGUUUCAACCGGGUGGGUCUCCCUGCCCUUGGCCUCCUAUUUGCCCACCGCACGCGUUCUAUUCAGUAACGUUGGCCACCCCGCCCGCCCCGCACGUCACUGCACCACACUUGCCCAACACAACACCACGGCAGGCAAAGAUUGCGGGGUUUGACUAUGUGACGACGCGCAGGGCUGCAGCGAGUGGCGAGCAGCACGCGGUGUUGGGCGUGCGUGGGUACGUGGACCCACACCUGCUGCUCACCCAGGAGCACACACCCACCAACGACCUCUACAGGUACGUGAGGUCCCACGGGACCUCACUCACGGGGAAGAGCAGCAAGGUUUCUGAGUCGACUCAAAAGCGGUGGUGGGCGUGCGGGGGACCCGACCCGUGGGACCUCACAUACCAGCUCGCGGUGUUGGGCGUGCGUGGGUACGUGGACCCGCACCUGCUGCUCACCCAGGAGCACACACCCACCAAUGACCUCUACAGUGCCAUGCUCCGCUCUCAACUCUUGGAGAGUCUGCACUACCCCAUAUACUCCUUCAUUUUCCCUCCCUCCCUGCUCGCUCCCCUGCGUGCCGCUCCUCUCCUCCCCCUCGUCCCACCCAUCCCCUUCGUCCCACCCAUCCCCUUCGUCCCGCCCAUCCCCUUCGUCCCACCCAUCCCCUUCCUCCCACCCAUCUUCUUCCUCCCACCCAUCCCCUUCCUCCCACCCAUCCCCUUCCUCCCACCCAUCCCCUUCCUCCCACCUGUCCCCUUCUUCCCACCCGUCCCCUUCUUCCCACCCGUCCCUGCUCCCCCCCCUUCGCCCGCUGCCACCAGUCUGGGAGUGGUGCUGCUGCAGCUGCUGUCAGGCCGCAUUUCCGACGCUUCAGGGAAGGCCAUGCCAGAGCUUUUCAGAGAGGCUGUGAGUGCGAGAGGAGCAUUGGGGGGGGGGGGGCAGGUCUUCCUUUCGUUCACCGCUAUGGUAAGGCACCGCUAUGGUAAGGCACCGCUAUGUCUGGUGCGGCUGGCUCGUCUCGGGCUUGCAUGCACCGCCAUGCCGGCCUCCUCCCGGCCCUCCUUGGGACGAGUCGUUGCUGAGCUGGAGAUAGUGCGUGAUGACGUGGCAGCAGCACUGAGGCAGAUGGAGGAAGAGGGGGAGAAUCACAAAGGGGACUUGCAGGGAGGAGGGAGGGGUGUCGUGGCAGGCAAUAGGGGAAAUGAGCAUUUGGACUCGUGGGACAAUCUUUCCCACACUGUCCCUGCCUCCUCCUCAUCUCCCAAUCCUUCCAUCCCUCCUUCGCAGCUUCCUCCCCCUCCUCCUGUGGUCGCCCCCUCCUCCUCCGCCCUCCCCCCAGUGCUGCUGCUGUGCCAGCAGGUGGGCAUGGCGGACGUGCUGCGGGCGACAGGAGGGUGGGCGGAGGAGAGGCGCAUAGGCAGCGGCGGGUAUGGCGACGUGUACCGAGGAGUCCCUCCACCUUCAUGCCCCCCUAUUCUACCCCCCACCCUCCUCAACUUGUUCCCCCAUCCUACCCUAUCACUCCCUCCCUGCCUCGCUCCGUUGGCGGGGUGUCAAAUUAACAAGAUGGCAUCGAAGCACCACCCCAACCUGAUCAACGAGAUGGCAUCAAAGCACCACCCGAACCUGGUGCGGCUGCUGAGGCUCUGCAUUGAGAUCAACGAGAUGGCAUCGAGGCACCACCCCAACCUGGUGCGGCUGCUGGGGUUCUGCAUGGACUAUGAUGCAGCAGCGGAGCGCAUGGAGAAGAUCGCCAUCUAUAAGUUCAUGCCCCAUGGGGACCUGUACCGCCGCAUGCAUGGGGAUGCCACAGGUAAUAUACCCCCCCUGACCCUGCAGCAGCGGCUGGACAUUCUGAUAGGAGUGGCGCGCACGCUGGACUUCGGAGUGCUCAUGAUGGAGCUACUGACCGGCAAGCAUGUCGUGCUGCUAUGUGAAAAUGGAUCACAAAUCAACAUCAAGGACUGGGUGGAGCAGGAGGUGGGGAAAGGGGACAGUGCGUCUGCUGUCAACGGGGGAUCUCAAUGA